AUGGUUCAUCCCAAACCUAGGUCCAGUAGCGCGGCAGCCGCGUCUACAACCACGACGACCGCCUCAAAUCUCGCCUCGCCCUCCAAUCGGCGUCCGCCACCCCGCAUGAACUCGGGCUCCUUCCACGCCGGCGCGCCCUUCCCGUCCCUGAACUCGUACUCGGAAGCGCCGCUGAGAUCCCCCCGCUCCCAUCGUCGCCUACAGUCCAGCUCCCAAGGUUACCAAACCUUCCCGACAGCUCCUCCCAAGACCCCUCGUGACGCCGAGCGCACGUUUGAUGAUUUGGUAGUAUCUGAAGACACGGCAAGCUCGAGUUCCGACGAUGAAGAGGACCACACUGCCACGCCGUUACCCCUCAAGCAGCUGGCCUUGCUAGCUCUGCUGAGCCUUGCGGAACAGACUGCCCUCAACUCCAUUUCUCCAUACCUGCCCACCAUGGUGCGCAACUUUUCCGAGAUACCAGAGUCGCAGACCGGGCUGUACGUGGGUCUUGUAGCGUCCGCCUUUGCCCUUGCUCAGUUGGCGACGAACCUGAUCUGGGGGGCAAUGUCGGACCGCAUCGGCAGGAAGCCAGUCCUACUGUUGGGUACGACCUUGUUAGCCGGGUGCUUCAGUGUUUUUGGGCUGUGCACCAAAUACUGGCACUUGGUGUUGGUGCAGGUGGCGAUGGGUCUGCUAAAUGGUAACGCAGCCGUCGUGCCAACCUGCUUGGGCGAGCUGACAGAUCGGAGUAACCAGAGCAGUGCGUUUACUUGGCUGCCGGUCAUGUACAGCAUUGGGAGCAUUACGGGGCCGGCGCUCGGUGGGCUCCUGAUCCCGGAUGAUGUUUCGGACUCGAGCUACCCUUUUCUAUAUCCCAAUGUGGUCUCUGCCGCUCUGUUGAUCUUUGCGGUGGUGGUAUUGUCCAUUUGGUAUGAGGAGACGCUGGAGGAAUAUGACCCCAACGCCGAGUUCCCCGGCCUGGGGUGGGUGCGUUGGCUCAAGGAGCGAAUCUGGCGCGACCGGCCCGCGAGAGUGCGCAACGGUAGCUGGAGCUCAAGGUGGCCGACAAGGAGCCAUGGUCAAGUGGCAGGCGACGACGAUAGUGGCGAAGACUCUGGAGUUGAAGACCCUCUCUUGUCAAGUUACACGAGCCAAGGUAGCAGUGGGGAGCAGACUCUUGUAGGAUCAUCGGGCCAAAGCUCGGGCGAUUCCAAGAACCUCCAUAACACGGACUCGCAAAUGUCUGUUUUCCGCCAGCUGCUCAACCACCGAACAGUGUUGGUGCUCGCAACAUACCUGGUGUUUCAACUAUCCAACAUCUCGUUCAAUAGCCUGUACCCCAUCUUUGCGUCGUCUCCGGGCCCAGCUGGUAGGGACAUGAACCCUGAGACGAUAGGGUUGCUGCUCAGCUUCGCAGGCUUCAUGACCAUCGCCUUUCAAAUUUCCGUCUUCCAGCCUAUCAAGGCACGCAUGGGAAACCUCGGUAGCUACCGGUAUGCCCUGAUGGGUAUGGCCAUCAGCAUGGCGCUGAUGCCAUGGACUGGCUUCACAGGUGGUGACGAGAACCAGCCGCCAUUUGGAUUCGGGUCGGCAAGCAACUGGCUGUACGCCGAGAUGGCCGUGGUACUUGUCGUGAAAAACAUUUGCGCCGUCGGCGGGCUGAGCAGCGUGAUGUUGUUGAUCAACAACUCUGCGCCAUCUCAUGAAACCCUGGGCACGCUCAACGGUAUCGCGCAAACUUUGUCGGCUGCCGGACGAAGCAUCGGUCCUUUUGUGUCUGGCGGGCUCUUCACCCUCUCGAGCCAAGUGCGGCCGCGCGGCGAGCUGGUAGCGUGGGGUGUAUUUGGAGGUAUCGCGCUACUGGGGUGGUUCGGAACAUUGGCUAUAAGGGGUGAGGGCUUGGAAAGUGCCGACUGGGUCGGUGAAGAAGAAGGCGACGAAGCCGAGGAUACAGAGGCUGGGCUGUAA
Messenger RNA from Pyricularia pennisetigena, 1950 nucleotides. RefSeq lists its product as uncharacterized. Gene Ontology annotation, biological process: transmembrane transport. The coding region runs from base 1 to 1950 and encodes 649 amino acids. The record is from RefSeq and is a predicted model, not a curated record. Gene Ontology annotation, molecular function: transmembrane transporter activity. NCBI's taxonomy places the organism in Eukaryota, Fungi, Ascomycota, Sordariomycetes, Magnaporthales, Pyriculariaceae. The transcript has 2 exons.